Arachis stenosperma is the source of this 240-nucleotide messenger RNA. RefSeq lists its product as uncharacterized. Bases 1 to 240 code for a protein of 79 amino acids. The transcript has 2 exons. The record is from RefSeq and is a predicted model, not a curated record. NCBI's taxonomy places the organism in Eukaryota, Viridiplantae, Streptophyta, Magnoliopsida, Fabales, Fabaceae.
AUGAGUUUGUUGAGUCCAAAAACAGAGAAGCUAGUGAAAAGGGUAACCAUUGCUGCAAUUGUCACCGCUUCUUAUUUCCUUUUGACCGCUGAUUAUGGCCCUCAGCCAAACGCUCUCGACCCUGUUAAGAAGCAAAUACUUUUAACUCAGAGUACCAUGAAGGAGUACAUUUUUGGAUCAAAGAGAGAGUCUCAAGAAAAUCACCUGGCAAAAUUGGACAACGGCAAGGAGAAUCCAUGA